Messenger RNA from Panicum virgatum (switchgrass), 1097 nucleotides. Its product is annotated as salutaridine reductase-like. Gene Ontology annotation, cellular component: membrane. The record is from RefSeq and is a predicted model, not a curated record. Lineage: Eukaryota; Viridiplantae; Streptophyta; Magnoliopsida; Poales; Poaceae. The coding region runs from base 70 to 996 and encodes 308 amino acids. The transcript is spliced from 5 exons. Gene Ontology annotation, molecular function: oxidoreductase activity, acting on the CH-OH group of donors, NAD or NADP as acceptor.
ACUACAACUCUUGUCUCCGCACAGUGUCUCACUCUGACUUGCACAAGACAGACCUCGGCCACCGAAAAAAUGGAAGGAAAAGUACGCUGCCAAUAUGAAAAAGAGGUUGCCGUGGUUACAGGAGGGAAUAGAGGGAUUGUAUUAGAAAUAUGCAGGCAACUUGCUUCCAAAGGAGUCACGGUAGUAUUGACAGCGAGGGACGAGAAGAGAGGCGCAGAAGCAGUCAAAACCCUUGGAGCGCACGGCCUAUCCAACGUCGUGUUCCAUCAGCUGGAGGUUGGCGAUCGGUCGAGCACGACACGCCUUGCUGAUUUUAUAAGGGAGAAGUAUGGCAAGCUGGAUAUAUUGGUCAACAAUGCAGGAAUUGUCGGGACUACAGCAGAGAUCAGCGACCCAGAAUCUUUUCAACAAAAGCUCGCAGGCAUGGUUGGCAUGGAAAAGCUUGAAUGGAUCAGGAAACACACCACGGAGCCUUACGAGAAAGCAGAGGAGUGCUUGAGAACAAACUACCAUGGCACCAAAAUUGUCACAGAAGAACUUCUUCCUCUCCUUCAAUCCUCAUCACAUGGAAGAAUAGUUAACAUAUCGUCUUACUUUGGACUACUCAGGUUUUUCAGUGGAGAGGGACUUAAAGGGGAGCUCAACAACAUUGAUAACCUAUCCGAAGAGAGAUUAGAUGAGCUAUCAGAAUUGUUCCUCAAGGACUUCAAGGAUGGUCAGCUGGAACCCCAUGGAUGGCCUGCUGAAGGAGGGUACCCUGCAUACAAAACAUCCAAGGCUCUUGCCAAUGCUUAUUCGAGAAUCCUUGCCAAGAAGCACCCAAAGUUAUGCAUAAAUUGUGUGCAUCCUGGCUACGUCAGUACAGACAUCAACUUCCACACCGGAAAUCUCACGGUUGAGGAGGGCGCAAGGGGAGCUCUGAUUCUGGCUCUCGUACCCAAGGGAGGCAUGACUGGAGCGUUCUUGGAUUGCACAGAGGUCGCUCCCUUCGUGUAAUUCUAUACCAGGAAUGGAUACGCUUUAAUGUAGUCAAUUUCAUGUUUGAAAAAUAUAUUUAGUUCCAAAAAAUAAUAAAUUGUUCAACUAAAUGUCCUCGA